AUGCUUAGGCUUAUGAUGGAAUGCAAGGGAAAGUUUAGCCAUAAGAUGCUCAAACGUAGUCAAUUUACUUUUGAUAAUUUCGACGAAAAUUAUAAUUUCAUUAAUAAGGAACUUGAUCCUAUAAGUGGGCAAGAAACUCAGAGAAUCUUAAAUUUUAGUAAACCUGUUCGAGACAUAAAGUUUCGAUUAAUGGAUGUGCUUGCUUCCACAAAUGAGGAAGUUGUGAUUCAGCAAGACUUUAUACUUUUGUUAGAACAAUGCUUGGAACUCAAUCCAGAAAAGAGAAUUACGCCCAAAGAAGCAUUAAAGCAUCCUUUUUUUAAAAACAGUCGCCCUUUUCGGUAG
Schizosaccharomyces osmophilus is the source of this 345-nucleotide messenger RNA. Its product is annotated as CMGC/DYRK/PRP4 protein kinase Prp4-like. Bases 1 to 345 code for a protein of 114 amino acids. Lineage: Eukaryota; Fungi; Ascomycota; Schizosaccharomycetes; Schizosaccharomycetales; Schizosaccharomycetaceae. The transcript has a single exon. Gene Ontology annotation, biological process: peptidyl-threonine phosphorylation; peptidyl-serine phosphorylation. The record is from RefSeq and is a predicted model, not a curated record. Gene Ontology annotation, molecular function: protein serine/threonine kinase activity.